CUGUUAAAUGAGAUUAAAUUCGAUAACGAUUUGAUUUUAGAUGGAUUAGAAAUUUAUAUUAGAUUAAUCAAAUUAGAAAGUGAAGAGGAUUCCAAUUCUUUUCCAGUGGAAACAUAUAAUAAGUUGAUUCAUUCAAUUUUUUUAGAGUCCAUAAAUGGAAAACUAUUGAAUGAUGGUACAAACGAUAGUAUUUUAGUUCAAGAAUUUAAUAAUAAUUAUUUAAAUAAGUUUGACGAUUUUAAAUACUAUUUUUUAAGUGAGAUUAAUUCAGUUCUAUCAGAUUUAAAAGAUUCAAAUUUCAAAUCAGAUGAGUAUAGUGAGGCUCAAAUACAGAGCAUUUUUUCCAACGAAUAUGAGGAAGAAGAAGAAGAAGAUGAUGAUAUUAAAAAAGAAAUAUAUUUUAUAAAGAAUCCUGUUUCAGUUGUAAAAAAACAGGCAAUAUAUUUUAAAAAAUUUGAAGAAAACUGGUUUAUAAUUUUAUCAAAUCCAAAUCUAUUGAAAAUUCAAUUAAAGACCACUUUAUUAAUAUUGCAUAAAAAGAUCAUACCGUAUUUAAAUAAACCAAGCAGUCUUAUGGAUUUUUUAACGGAUUGUUAUAAUUUAAACGAUGAUUUAGUUAUUCAGAUAUUAUCAUUGAAUGGGCUAUUUGAGUUAAUUAAGGAUUAUAAUUUAGAUUAUCCAGAUUUCUAUAAUAAAUUGUAUAAAUUAUUUUUAAAUCCAUUAAUAUUAUCUAAUAAUUACAAAUCAAGAUUGUUUCGAUUAGUUGAAGUUUUUUUUAAUUCCACACAUCUACCAAUUAACUUACUAGCAUCAUUUAUCAAAAAAAUGAGCAGAUUAAGUUUAAAUAACUCAUCAAGUUCAGUUGUUAUAAUCAUUCCAUUUAUUUAUAAUUUGAUAAAGAAGCAUCCCAAUUUAAUGAUAUUGAUUCAUAACAUCAAGGAAAAUGAGAAUCCAAAUUACAAAGAUCCAUUUAAUAAUAAUGAGGAGAAUGUUUAUAAAACAAAUGCAAUAGAUUCAUCUUUAUGGGAGCUUGAGACAAUGAUGACACAUUAUCAUCCUAAUAUUGCAACACUUGCCAAAAUAUUUAAAGAGCCAUUUAGAAAGAUGAGCUAUAAUAUGGAAGAUUUCUUAGAUUGGAGUUAUCAAGGGUUGUUGGAUAGUGAGAAAAAACGAAGAUUCAAAGGAGAAAUAGGAUUAGAAUUUGAAGAAUGGGAACAAAUCUUUGCUGAAUAUAAGGAAAAAAGUGAGGAUGAAGUUUCUAGCCAAUCAGUUUAUUUAGAAGGAUGGAGUUUGUAA
Messenger RNA from Ascoidea rubescens DSM 1968, 1296 nucleotides. It is a transcript of the gene NOC4, whose product is annotated as ribosome biosynthesis protein NOC4. The record is from RefSeq and is a predicted model, not a curated record. NCBI's taxonomy places the organism in Eukaryota, Fungi, Ascomycota, Saccharomycetes, Ascoideales, Ascoideaceae. The transcript has 2 exons. Gene Ontology annotation, biological process: ribosome biogenesis. Gene Ontology annotation, cellular component: small-subunit processome; Noc4p-Nop14p complex; nucleolus. The annotation marks the transcript as partial.